AUGUUUUCUUGUGUUUUCUCUCAAGGUCUGAUGAGGUUCAAAGAUGAAAUCAUGGAAAAAAUAAGAAACCAUCACUCAUCCAAGGACAUCGACAGAGUGUUAAACUCUAAAUCAAACCCAAGAUAUAGGAAAAUCUGCUCCUUUAAUGUUACCAGACCAGAGGAUUAUCUUCAGUUCAGGGCUCUGAAUUUAAACAAAUUAAGAGCCGUUAGUCGUCUCAGAGUAGCAAGUAAAGAUUUUAUGAAAAUAUACUUAAAAGAUGCUACUUUGACUAUUAAAUUCAGUGAGGUAUGUGGUGCAUGAAACUGCCUAGUAACUGACCCGGUAACUCAUUUUCUGAUCCAAUGUAUCAAGUUCAAUGAGCCAAGAAAUAAGUACUUGAAGGCAUUUAUCACUGAAUCCAGAGAAGAUGCUAGUGUGGAGGAGAUACUGAAAAAAGACACUACGAAAAAAAUAAACCAAUUGUAUUUUUUCAUACAGGGCUGUUCAUUGAACUGUUACGUGGUAAAGUUAAUCAUAUAUUAAUGCUUAUUUAUAUUGUCAUUU
Molecule: messenger RNA, 546 nt
Organism: Nezara viridula (southern green stink bug)
Lineage: Eukaryota; Metazoa; Arthropoda; Insecta; Hemiptera; Pentatomidae
Source: the annotation of a GenBank genome assembly